UGGUUGAUCCCCAAAUCACUCCAGCCGCCCCCCUGGCUGGCUCUGCCUCUGGCUCCGGUUCUUGCCGCUCGCGAUCCCCAAAGCGCGGCAAUCCGCCGCACGCGCGCGCGCGCGCUCGCACUCCCUCCGCCCCGCCGCGCCGUCCCUCCUGACGCGGCGUCUCGCCGCCGCCGCCGCCGCCGCCAGGUUGGUGGUCGUCGCUUCAGGUUCGCGGAAGCCAGCGCGUGGGCAAGCGUCCUGGCCUCCAGGGACGAGCCAGGGUUCGCCGGGAAGGAGGACGGUGAGUUCAUUCCCCAUCGGAUUUUCCAGCCAUGGCGCUCGACCCCGCCGACGAUCCGCUGCUCGCCGAUUGCAAGUACAAGUUGAAUCACUUUAGAAUAAAAGAGCUAAAGGAUGUCCUGCAUCAGCUUGGACUUCCAAAGCAAGGAAGGAAACAGGAACUUGUGGACAAAAUUAUAGCAGUAUUGUCUGAUCAACAAGAACAAGACUCCAGAUUGAAUGGCUUGCCAAACAAAAAGAUGGUUGGGAAAGAAACUGUGGCUAAAAUAGUUGAUGACACUUUUGCAAAAAUGAAUGGCUCCACAAAUGCUGUUCCAGCCUCUAGAAAUCAGACUGACUCGGGGCACAUUGUAAAGCCUAAAAGGAAGUCAGAUGAUUCUGCUCAGUUGGAUGUCAAAGUCCGUUGUCCCUGUGGUUAUUCCAUGGCCAAUGAUUCCAUGAUUAAGUGUGAAGGUCCACAAUGCAAUACACAGCAACAUGUAGGCUGCGUUAUCAUAUCUGAGAAGCCUGCAGACAGUGUUCCUCCAGAAUUACCACCACACUUUUAUUGUGAUAUGUGCCGAAUCACUCGAGCUGACCCUUUCUGGGUUACUGUUAAUCAUCCUGUACUUCCAGUCUCAAUAACUCCCUGUAAAGUAGCAUCUGAUGGGUCAUAUGCUGUACAGUAUUUCGAGAAGACCUUUCCGCUAUCAAGAGCUAAUUGGGAGAUGCUUCAGAAAGAUGAAUAUGACCUCCAGGUUUGGUGUAUCCUAUUCAAUGAUAGCGUACCUUUCAGGAUGCAGUGGCCUUUACAUUCUGAUAUUCAAAUUAAUGGUAUUCCUAUUAGGGUUGUCAACAGGCAACCCACACAACAGUUAGGGGUGAAUGGUAGAGACGAUGGUCCAGUUUUAACAGCAUAUGUGAGAGAAGGGUCUAAUAAGAUUGUCCUAUCUAGAAGUGACUCUCGCACAUUCUGUUUGGGAGUCAGGAUUGCCAAGAGGAGAUCUGUAGAACAGGUCCUAUCUUUGGUGCCAAAGGAACAAGAUGGUGAGAACUUUGAUAAUGCCCUUGCUCGUGUGCGUCGCUGUGUUGGUGGUGGAACCGAGGCAGAUAAUGCUGACAGUGACAGUGAUAUUGAAGUUGUAGCUGAUUCUGUCUCUGUGAAUCUCCGAUGCCCUAUGACUGGUUCAAGGAUCAAGAUAGCUGGCCGGUUCAAACCCUGCGUUCACAUGGGUUGUUUUGAUUUAGAAGCUUUUGUGGAACUUAAUCAACGUUCAAGAAAGUGGCAGUGCCCAAUUUGCCUGAAAAACUACUCUUUGGACAACAUAAUCAUUGAUCCUUACUUCAACCGCAUAACUGCUUUGGUCCAAAGUUGUGGAGAUGAUGUAUCUGAAAUUGAUGUCAAGCCUGACGGUUCCUGGAGAGUCAAGGGUGGAGCAGAACUGAAGGGUCUUGCACAGUGGCAUUUACCUGAUGGCACUCUCUGUAUGCCUACAGAUACAAGGUCCAAGCCCAACAUAAGAAUUGUAAAGCAAGAGAUUAAAGAAGAACCGUUGUCUGAAGAAACAGGUGGCCGUCUUAAGUUGGGAAUCAGAAGAAACAACAAUGGCCAGUGGGAAAUUAACAAGAGAUUGGAUUCUAACAAUGGUCAGAAUGGAUAUAUUGAAGAUGAAAACUGUGUUGUUUCAGCAAGCAACACUGAUGAUGAGAACAGCAAAAAUGGAAUCUAUAAUCCAGAACCAGGGCAAUUCGAUCAACUAACCAGCAAUAUCUAUGAUCUUGAUUCUUCUCCUAUGGAUGCACAUUUUCCUCCAGCACCAACAGAGCAGGAUGUAAUAGUUCUGAGUGACUCAGAUGAUGAUAAUGUUAUGGUGUUAUCACCUGGUGAUGUUAAUUUCAGUUCAGCACAUGACAAUGGGAAUGCAUUCCCACCCAACCCACCUGAAGCUUCAGGAAUUUGUGGGGAACAACCUAGAGGAGCCGGCCCAGAUGUGACUUCAUUUCUUGACGGUUUCGAUGAUCUGGAACUGCCAUUUUGGGAAUCUUCGAGCUCUCAAGAUGCUGCAGGCACACAGGUGACAGACAAUCAAUGCGAAAUGCAAAAUUUCAUUGUCAACCAUCAAUUUUUGCACGAGCCAAUUUUAGGGGUUAACUUGGGUGGAACAGCAGCAUCAAACACACUGGAAUGUGAGCAUGAUGGUGCGUUACAAGCUUGUCAGUCGAGUGAUCAAGAUGGUGAUCAGAAUCAAACAUGCCAUGAUGGGCACUCCGGGGAUUUGACAAAUCUUAGUAUCAUUAGCACUCAAGAUAGUUUAACUAAUGGCAAAAAUGCUUCUCAGAAAAGGACAAACUGUGAAGAUGGCACGGCAGGUUUAGACGGCUCAGUUGUCAGGAGCGCGAAUGGCUUGAGAGGAGAGAUGCCACCACUUGGGCAGGAGCAGGAUCGUACAGUUAGACAAAAGUUGAUAUUAACAAUCGAGUCAGACUCUGAUUAGCAGCUGAUGCUAUUUGAUGUAUGGUCCCUGCUAUAGUGCUAUGCCCCCCAGAUGCAUGCACCAUCACCAUCACUUAUUUUUUGGCUGUGCACUAAGAAGGGCAUCACUUCUUUUUUGGUUGUGCCCUAGUUGAGAAGGGAUAGAUGUUGGAGCUAUGGUGGAUGGAUUGAUGUUUGGCGGCAAGAAGCUGGGUCGGUUAUCCUUGCUUCUACUAAGGUGGUAUUGAUUGAUACAGUUAGGUAGGGUAGGUCCAUUGUGUAGGCAGCAAUUUUGUAGCUAGCUUGCAUAUACAUCACAAUGGAAUUGCAGUGACAGAAGUUAGCUGAUGUAAAUAUCAUAUGAUGCUUUUCUGUUGCCUGGUGUACAUAUUAUAUGAUGUUUUUUUUUUCUGUUGGUUGGUUACAUAUAGAGAGUUACUCCCCCUGGUGAUGUGUACUUGACGUUGGUAGUGUUAUUUCUUAUUAGUAACGUCAAAUAAACAUGACUCGGAGGGAAUACUAUUUGUUUUUCUCAAAUUUGUUGAA
Messenger RNA from Oryza sativa Japonica Group (Japanese rice), 3277 nucleotides. NCBI's taxonomy places the organism in Eukaryota, Viridiplantae, Streptophyta, Magnoliopsida, Poales, Poaceae. The record is from RefSeq and is a predicted model, not a curated record.